UUUUGAGGACCUGUGGUUUCACUGGGAAACAGAUGGCACAGAUUCUGGGUGUCUCUGUUCGUACACUGAGCCGUCGUUUAAGGUAUGUUUCAAUAAUGGCAGUUCCCUCUUGUCUCAAUUGUUGUAAUCAUCCUGGAGGGCUGGUUAAAGGUGCAAAAGCACAUCGAUUUACCUCUAUGUGCAAAUGUUAUAGGCAGUUCAACCUGAGGCGCGCUGGGACAUUUUCCACCUGCUCAGAUGCUGCCUUGGAUGACCUCAUCAGGGAGACAGUGGCUGGGAAUGACCGCAUCGGCCCAGAGUCUGUGAGGGCGCAGCUGCGUGCGCAGCAAAUUAAUGUUCAGAGGAGCAGAGUGCGUUCAAGCAUGCUGAGGGUGAACCCUGCAGCAGCUGCAGCGCGAACAAUGUCCCAGGCUCUGCAAAGAAGGGCAUAUAGAGUUGCUGGCCCAAACUCCUUGUGGCACAUCGAUGGCAACCACAAGUUGAUAAGGUGGAGGAUUGUUAUCCAUGGGGCCAUCGAUGGAUACAGCCGGUUGGUUGUGUUCCUCCGAGCCUCCGACAACAACCGGAGCAGCACGGUGAUGGAGAGCUUCCUGAGUGCUGUGGCGAAGUAUGGCGUGCCUUCGAGGGUCAGGACUGACCACGGAGGUGAGAACAACUCGGUCUGCCUCAUGAUGAACCUUUUUAGAGGGUCAAACAGAGGUAGUGCUCUCCGGGGGAGAAGCACCCACAACCAGCGCAUUGAACGGCUCUGGGGGGAUUUGUGGCGAGGAAUGUCCAACGUGUACUAUCAACUCUUCAACUUCCUGGAGAGCGAAGGUAUCGUGGACAUCGACAACGAGAUGCACAUGGCGGCACUGCACUACGUGUACCUCCCGCGGAUUAACCGUGACCUUUGCGGCUUCUUUGAACAGUGGAAUAACCAUGGACUGAGGACGGAAAGGCAUGCUACUCCACUGCAGAUGUUCGUCAGAGGUUGCCUGGAACGGCAGGGACAGACAACUACUGCAAUGCUUUCCGUAUUUGGUGGAGAAGGAGGUGCUGCUGAGGAAGGAGGUGCUGCGGAGGAAGGAGGUGCUGCUGAGGAAGGAGAAGGGGAAGACCCAGCAAGAGAGGGCGGUGCUGGUGCAGGAGAGGUGCACUGGCCUGAGAGGGUCACCGUACCUUCAAAUCAGUACCUCAUUGGGGAUGCUGUUUUGGAGCAGCUAAACAGCACCUUUGACCCUCUUGCUGGUCCUAGAGGAGACCUUGGACUGGACCUCAUCCGUGAGGUUGUGUCUCUUCUGGCAUUACAAUGA
This is a messenger RNA of Gadus chalcogrammus (walleye pollock), 1295 nucleotides long. RefSeq lists its product as uncharacterized. The coding region runs from base 33 to 1295 and encodes 420 amino acids. The transcript has 2 exons. The record is from RefSeq and is a predicted model, not a curated record. Lineage: Eukaryota; Metazoa; Chordata; Actinopteri; Gadiformes; Gadidae. Gene Ontology annotation, biological process: DNA integration. Gene Ontology annotation, molecular function: nucleic acid binding.